AUGAACAGCAGCAGACCCUUACUGCAUUUGGAAUUGAAAUUCCUCGACAUUGGAAAGCAUGAAGUACAAAUAUUACCUGUAACGGAUUUCACAAGAGCUGUAUCUCCUCGAAGAGCGCAGAGAGUCGGAGCUUUACAUAAAAUAGGGAACACUUUUAUUCAGCCAUUUGGGAAUGUUGAUUUGGCAUCUUCUUUGAAACCACAUUCUCAACUAAAGGGACUUGUAAAAGAAAUUGAGAAUUCUUUUGUCCGUGGCUCUAAAAGCUAUACAUAUUAUAAAUGUAAAUAUUUCACAUUAAACUACUAUCCACCUAGCCAUUUCCUGUCUCUUUUCCGAAAGAGUAAACCUGCUGUCUCUGUUACUCCUACGAAGAAACCUCCUGCUAUUUUCAACGGCAAAUUGCUUCAGAAUAAUAUUAAACAGGAAGAUCUUGCGUUAAUAUCUAGAAUAUAUUCAGAUUCAAGGAAACAAUAUCCGAGGAACUAUUCAUUUUGGAGAAGGAAUAGUCGUCGUAUUUUGAGAGAUGAGUUUCAGAUGGAAUGGUGUGCCCUCUAUGGACAUAUAGCUGUCGAUGAACAAAUAGCUAUGAAAAGAGCUUUGACAUCUGAAAAAACCGUUGAAUUGAAAGAUUACAAAUGGCUGGAUGAUAAAGGAAGGACAAAAAUUGGUGUAUCUAAAGAUGGAUUCUAUUCUUACCAAUUACAUUAUUUCCCUGUGUCAUAUAAUUGGGAUGAAUUCCUUUCAGAACUUAGGAAAAGUGUUAGAGUUGUAGCUUAUUUGAAGUGGAAGAAAUUUGAAUGUGACCCCAAUACGAAAAAGAAAUCGAACCAGAAUGUAAAUGAUUCCGUAAAUAUUGAUAGAUUCAAUAGAAUUCUUGAAGAGAUCGAUAUGCCGAUUCGUUUAGUACGAACACGCAAUAUAGAUACGGUUACUGCAUCUGCUUCCGACGAUGAUACUACCAAUACCAUCACUGCUGAUAACAGUUCGGAUUUAUAA
Molecule: messenger RNA, 996 nt
Organism: Naumovozyma dairenensis CBS 421
Lineage: Eukaryota; Fungi; Ascomycota; Saccharomycetes; Saccharomycetales; Saccharomycetaceae
Gene: PET130
Product: Pet130p
Exons: 1
Coding region: 1-996 (331 amino acids)
Source: RefSeq, a predicted model, not a curated record